AUGACGUAUGAUCAAGUUAAAGGUGUUCUUAAACGCUACUGCUUUUACCCUGGUCCAGGAACAUAUAUUUUUCGAUUAUCAUGUACUAAACUGGGUCAGUGGGCUAUCGGAUAUAUUACACAAGAACUAAAAAUCGUACAAACUAUAAUACAAAAUAAAUCCCUGGCACAAGCGUUGGUUGAUGGAGAAAGAGAGGGAUUCUAUUUAUAUCCAAACGGGAAACCCAGUCCUACCACAUUGUUGUACUAUUUAACAAAUAAUCUACUCCAAGUUCACUUACAAGUAACAAAGGAACAGUAUCAGCUUUACUGUGAAAUGGGUUCAACCUUCGAAUUAUGUAAGAUCUGUGAUGAAAAUAAUAAAGAUACGCGACUCGAACCCUGUGGUCAUUUGAUUUGCAAGAAUUGCUUGCUUAAUUGUCAAUCCACAAGCAAUGGCUUAACAUGUCCGUUUUGCCGCCUGGUAAUAAAAGGGACUGAAGAUAUUAUCGUUGAUCCUUACAAACCAUCAAGCGACUCUGGUAAACUAAGUUUUCAUCCAAGUGAGCCUGUCGUAAUUUAUGAUCAAACAGCAUCCCUUCAUGAGAUAGCUGACAAGCCUUCAGGAUUGGCUUCGUGUUCUGUCAGUGCCUUGUGUAACAGAAAAAUUCUCACACCAGACCCUCUAUCUGCGGGGCCACCACCUAUACCGCCAAGGAACUUUUAUCUGACAUCUACCAUAGAUAAUACCGUAAAUUACAACAACGGACUUCAAGCUAGUUGGCAUACUUCUUCGACAAACUGCGGACUCGAGAUUUCCACACGUCCUGAUUCUCAUGAAAACAUCCGAUUCACAAAUCCCGACUCAUCUGUUAAAAAUGAUACACUCUUACGCUCGCUUAGUGAGCGUAAUGAAGAUAGAUGCUUAUGCUCUCAAGGGAGCAACUCUCUGUUUCCAGCACAAGUUAUGCCCCGGAUAGAUACUGGGAGUUUCGAUCAUACAAUGGAUUUAAAUUACGCUCAGUUAGAUUUAAACAAGUCAGAUUCUGAUGAUGAAUUGGAGGUUGGUUUAGCCUUUGAUGAAAAAGACGACAUACGAGACCAUCAAGAUGAUAUCAAGCCAUCUGCGCAACAGAACAUAAGUGCAAACCCAGAUCUCAUUUGUGAAUCGUUAUCGAAUGAUAAGAACCACACGGACUGCUCUUCAGACAAUUUGUCUAACAAGAAUACGAUCCCCUCCGGUAUGUCACAUUGUGAUCUCAUCAAAUGCCAAACAAGAUCUGUGGAUAAAAAUGUGAGAGAAUUAAUUAGUUUGCACCCUGAAAUGACUGAAGCAACAGCCACGCUAUUACUCACUUUAACGGAAAACCGUCUACAUAUUUCAUAUGAAAUAUGGAAGCACUUUAUGCCUCGUGUUUAG
Messenger RNA from Schistosoma mattheei, 1398 nucleotides. NCBI's taxonomy places the organism in Eukaryota, Metazoa, Platyhelminthes, Trematoda, Strigeidida, Schistosomatidae. The record is from the annotation of a GenBank genome assembly.